Penicillium malachiteum is the source of this 2163-nucleotide messenger RNA. Its product is annotated as potassium channel family protein. Bases 1 to 2163 code for a protein of 720 amino acids. Gene Ontology annotation, cellular component: membrane. Gene Ontology annotation, molecular function: potassium ion leak channel activity. Lineage: Eukaryota; Fungi; Ascomycota; Eurotiomycetes; Eurotiales; Aspergillaceae. Gene Ontology annotation, biological process: potassium ion transmembrane transport; stabilization of membrane potential. The transcript has 3 exons. The record is from RefSeq and is a predicted model, not a curated record.
AUGCAGAAUGGCCCCCCUUCACAACAAACCCCCACGCCCGAUCAGCAGAAUGCGGUCUCCUCGCUCUGGGAGCGCUUCACGAAUAACUUUCACAUGAGACCGCCCGAAGAUGAUGAACCCCAAUCGUGGUGGAUCGCGUCGACGGCUAUCCCGCUCGUAGCCGCCGCUGCGGGUCCAAUAGCCAAUGUGAUGUCUAUUGUGGCGCUGGUUAUGCCUUGGAGGAGUAAGAUCAUUUCGAGGACGGAUGGCCCUGCGGGAGACUGGGUCGAGGAGGGAUAUGCUGAUCCACACUGGGUCACUGCGUUCAAUGCGCUUUCGCUGUUCUGUGGGUUGGUUGGCAAUAUUUUCUUGUUGCUGAAUUUCACACAGACUGUACGAUACAUCGUUGCCCUUCCUGUGACUAUCGUUCUCUGGUUCUUGGCUCCAGCAAUCUUGAGUGGUUUGACUGCAUCCCUCUCUAUCUACAAUCCCCCAAUUGGGCCUGAUGAUACAUAUUCGCAAGCCUUUUGGAGUGCUGUCAUUGCAGCCAUUCUCUAUUUCAUAUUGGCUGUCCUUUUGAUGAUAAAUAUGCUUGGAUAUUUCCUUGGACGAUAUCCACAGCAUUUCUCUCUCACUGAUGAUCAACGUACACUCAUUUUGCAAAUGACUGCAUUUGUCGUAUGGUUGCUUAUCGGUGCAGCUAUAUUCCAAAAAGUCCUAGGCAUUGCAUUUGCAGAUGCUUUGUAUUUCUGCGACAUUACCGUCCUGACUUUGGGUUUUGGUGACGUGGUGGCUACUACGGCUCUUGGAAGAGGUCUGAUCUGGCCAUACGCCGUUAUUGGUAUCAUUAUGCUGGGUUUGGUUGUUGGCAGUAUCCAUCAAUUUGCCAAGGAAGUUCACUACGACAACGUUGUCCGAAAGCACAUCGAGCAGAAGCGGCAAACCACCUUUGACCGAUCUGUCUCCUUCGAGACAUUUGAUAAGCUCGGCUUGAAUAAUCCGAAAGAGGUACCCUCGGCACUGACGCGGCGGCAGUCUGAAACAGCUCAUCACCAUCAUAAAAGGCCCCAGCCUAUCCGGGACACAAUGCAUGCGCUUGCAGCUGGUCGUCGACCCAAGCUUCUGGUAAUGAGAGAAGAAAAGGACCGAUUUGAUGCAAUGAGAAACAUUCAGUAUGAGACCAUGCGAUUUCGCCGAUGGAAUGACUUGGUCAUCAGUAUCAUUGCCUAUGGAAUCGUAUGGAGCUGCGGAGCUGUAGUGUUUUGGACACUCGAGGGCUGGACCUAUUUCGAAGCGCUUUACUUCUGUUUCUGCUCUCUGAUCACUAUCGGCUACGGUGAUUUCACACCGAAAACCAAUGCAGGACGGCCAUUCUUUGUGGUAUGGUCUCUUAUCAGUAUUCCAACCAUGACCAUGCUUAUUUCCCAAAUGAGCGAUACUGUUGUCGCGGCCUUCAAACAUGGCACAGAGAAGUUUGCAGAAUACUUCAUCAUGCCGGAGAGUGGAACUUACCGAUCCUUUUUUGGACGGGUUCCCUGCAUUAAGGGCUUCGUGGAAAGACGUCAGGAAAAACGAAGACUAAAGCGCGGGUUCCAAGUUAGUGCUGAUGUGGAUGAUAUCGUUGAACCGGAGACCGAGGACGUCGAAGCUGCUACAAAACAGAUGUCCCAGUCCACAUCUCGAACACCACGUAACCCGUCACCUUCAAACCGACCUCGUCGAACAAUCGAGGAACUCGCACGAAACCCCAAUCCAUCUCCAUAUGAACUCGCCCAACAGCUUGCUUUCGCCAUUCGGAAUACUUCCCAGGAUGUACGCGAAGGAAAGCGCAAGCGUUACAACUAUGAAGAAUGGGUCGAGUAUACACGUCUCAUCCAAUUUACGGAUCCACGUUCUCGACCCUCUUCAUCAGAGGGUUCUUCGAGUCAGCAUCCAGGUGGACACGACACUUCCCACGAUGAAGAUGAGUACGGAGUCUUGAAUUGGGACUGGAUUGGUGAGAAUAGUCCCAUGCUGGCGCACCAGACUGAACCAGAGUGGGUUCUUGACCGGCUUUGUGAAAGUCUGGUUCGAUAUGUGUCUACUCAGGAGCAUGCUCGAGCUAGUACCCCGGAAAAUGCUGAAGAUGUGGCUGAGGCUGCUACGUUGAGGAAGGAGAAAGAUCUUGGGAUUGAGGAACUUUGA